AUGCCAAAGACGCUACCGAGGGGCUCUGCAUGUUUGGCUUGUCGGAGGAAGAAGACACGUUGCGACGGUAGCAAACCUAUCUGCGGUAACUGCGUAAAAUCUGGAGGUUUAGAAUGUGUAUACGACGAUGAAGCCAGACAAUCAGUGCGUCGAAUGACGAAAUUGAGAGCCUAUGAAGAAAGAAUACGAGAUUUGGAGAUGGAAUUACAAAAUAUAAAACUUGGUAACAAUACCGACAUACAAGGAUCAUCGCCAGGCACAUCGAAUACACCACUCAAUAUUGCUUCAUCAAGCUGGCCUAAGGAUUUUCCGCCGCGGGAUAUGGCGCUUUAUUUGAUUAACAUAUUCUAUUCAUGCGCGCCAUUCGCUAGUAGUGACAUAUCUAAAACGAACUUCGAGUCGCGGUUGAUGCAUCUCCCUGCUAAUUCUCCUCAGUUUCCAAGCGGUGCACUCUGUCAUGCAAUUUUUGCGACCGCCUACCAACACUUGCCAAAUAAAACGCCAGGGGAUAAGCACAGCGCAUUGGCGAUGCAGAAGAUGAGCGAUCCAGGGAGUGGACCAGGAUUGAUGUUUGUAUUAGAACGCAUUCUGGCAGCUAUCAUACUCAGUCAGCAUCUACAUGCUAUUGACAACAAAUCUGAGUUAUACAUACCUGCCAUCUUCGCAGCCAGGGGUGUAGUUGCAUUUUCACUCAACCAUGAUAACGAUUAUCCAUCGAAAUGGUUUCUCAAAGAACCUAAAAGCGAUUUAGAAGCCGAAGAACGACGGAGACUCUACUUUAAGGCAUACAUCAUUGAUCAAUUGUAUUCAAGUGAUACUGGCAUAUCUCCGAAUGUCCUCCAUGAAGAUCACAUCUUUACACCCUUGCCGUGUCCGCAGAAGGUAUACCAGAGUAGUACACAUACGUCAACUAUCCCAAAAAGUACUGAAUAUGUACACUCACCAGUGUUCUUCCUUCAGAACUCCUCAGAUGGUCUUUCAUUGCUCAUUAAAGCGACAAUUUUGCUCGGGAGGGUAAAUAUAUGGCAUAUGCGUGGAUUUUAUGACGCAAAAGCAGCCAACUUAUCUUCUCCAAGUCAGCUACCAUCCUUCAUAGAAUUAGACACACUCAUACAGGUAUUCAGACAGGCAUUUCCUCAAGAAUACAGCGAUCCUGUUAGAAUUGAUGAACAGGGUUUAGAUGUAGACAAUCUUGCUGCUCACAUGGUAGCUGUUGAAUGCAUGCUAUCCCUACAUAGAGUUUUCAAGAAUGAACCAUUAUCUCAGUCAAGAUUGUUAUUCUUCUCCCGUGUGGCCGUAAAUUCUGUAUAUCGGAUAAAGGCGACGUCUUACGAUACGACGAGGUUACCAAGCUUUCUGCUCAUGACUUACAGUAAAGCCGCUUCAGUUCUCAUUGACGCGUAUGUUCAAGCGAGAACGAUUCAUGAUGAGGCAGCGUAUAUAGAGAAUGAGUUAUUGGCAAUUGGGGAUUUAUUCCAGAGUAUGAGCAAACACAUUCCUGCUGCAGCUACUUGUCUAGGUGCACUUGAAGACAAAGCUGUUAAAGCUGGUCUACAAAACUUUUCUCAGAUGUUAUCAGGUGAAACUUUAUCACUACCUCAAGAGCUCGUUGUACCGGUUUCGCAGCAGCCGACAUCCAACUGGAUAUCACUUGAUACGACAACGACAGCAACAGCAUUCGACGACUAUGAUUUACUGUCUGGCGCGUCGUUUACCAUCACAGAUGAAAAUAGGUGGCUAAAUAACACAGGAAACACGGACUCAUUCGAUAGUUUCUUAAGCAUUUAG
Molecule: messenger RNA, 1788 nt
Organism: Wallemia mellicola CBS 633.66
Lineage: Eukaryota; Fungi; Basidiomycota; Wallemiomycetes; Wallemiales; Wallemiaceae
Exons: 2
Coding region: 1-1788 (595 amino acids)
Biological process (GO): regulation of DNA-templated transcription; DNA-templated transcription
Cellular component (GO): nucleus
Molecular function (GO): DNA-binding transcription factor activity, RNA polymerase II-specific; zinc ion binding; DNA binding
Source: RefSeq, a predicted model, not a curated record